GACAGCUGACAUAAACACGUGCAAUUGUUUUCGUUAGUUUGCUGCGCGUGGUGGUCCGGCAUUCGACUCUCGUUUCUACUGCUGCAAAAAUGGGUAAAGCCAAGAAAUUAAAAACACACCGUAAUAAAACCAACCCUACCGGGUUGAUGGACGUAAACGAACUGAUAGAACAGGGUCUAGGCGGAAGCGAGAAAUCCGGCACUCCGGUCGAAGCUAUCGUGGAGCAGCUGGAGUCGGCCGUCACGGAGGAAAAAAUCUGUGGCUUGCAGUCACUGGCCACUAUCUGCCAGGGCGAGAUCAACGUGGGUGAGCUGGUGGGUAAUAAUGUGAUUCGGAUAGCUUCUUCUUUGCUGGUGGAUCCGGACAAGAGUGUACGGCAUGCCACUGCCGGUGCGUUACGAAACGUUUCGGUGGUCAGUGUGGAGCUGUGCGAAUUCAUGGUCGAUCAAGAUGUGCUGACACCGCUGUUGGCUCUGCUGACCCGGUACCCUAGCAAUGGGCAGUGGACGCCAACAUUCGAUAAGAAUAUGCAGAACCAGAUGGAUGAGCAUUCGGAUACGUUUUUGCAAGCCGUGAAUCUGCUGUGGAACCUGUGUGAAAGCACAUCGGACGCUUUGAAUGCGUUCAAUCAGUCCCAGUUGUUGGAGAAUUUCGUAACCUUUCUUAAUUAUAACGUGUAUGGGCUGGAAAUAGCUAUUGCAGUAGCACAAUGCUUGCUGGUGGUCUCCGAAGACAAUGCGUCAUCCUGGCGGGUGCUAGCAAACCAUGGAUCGGAGCUUACAUCGCUGCUGGCAAUCGAUGUGGCGGACAACUCAUCGUUAAUGCUGCGUACCUUAGCCGCCGCUAUUAUUGGAAAUGUUCCGGUGCUUUUGAACAGUCACACGAGUCAAGUUCUGAUCUGUGUUUCGAAAACGCUGGAAACGAACCAUCGGUCAGCUUUGGGCAAUCUAACCAGUAUGCUUCCCCUUGAACCGCAAAAGGAUGUGGUCGAUUUGGAAGUAACCGAUGACGUGGUUUUCGACGAAGAAACGGAAGCACAAUCGCACCAGCGUCGACGAAAGGCCGAUUUACCCUCGGAGGGAGAGCUGGAAGUGCGCAACGUCGGAAGGCUGCUGCAAGCGCAACGAAUAGCGGCCGAAAUAUUGACCAACAUUUGCUCCUCGGAAGAUGACUGGCAGAGUGAAGGCAACGAAAACGAUGAUAAUGGUGGAUCAGAUGCAGAAAGCGUGUACGAUUACGAUACAAACACGUUGAAUGAAAGCGUAGAAAACACGGACAAGGUGCCGGUAGAAGUCCUGGAAGCUAUCAAAUCGCUCGCACUGGUCGAGAAGUUAUGGCAGAAGGCGCAACCGGUGGCUGAGAAUGUGUACCAAAUUCUGGUUGAGUCGGAGCAGGGCACGCUGAAAAAGCUGGACGGGAUGCGGAUCUCCGCCAUGUUGUGUCUUCACAAUUUGUGCAACAACAUUUCAACGGAGGAUCUGGGCGGGCCAGCGGCUGUCUACAAUGUAUGGAUUGACUUGGGUCAGCAAGUAUUCCAGGGUGAACGUAACGAGAAGCUGCUGGAAGCAUCGACGUCACUGAUGCGUGCUGCACUGGAACAUUUGCGCAAGAGCCCCGAACUGUUCCAGCAAAUGACGGAGAAUGAUUUGCAACUAAUGUUGAACGGCGUGACGGGAUGUGAGGAUGUAGAAAUUCGGGCAAACUGGUUGCGGAUGCUGGGUAUUUUGGGAUGCUUGCUGCCCGAAUCGCACGUGAAAGCUAUCAUCGAUUUCGUGCUGAACACUUGCGCCAACGAAGAGGACGUUUGGGUGUUGGCGGAGGCGCUCGAUUCAAUGAUGGACAUUUUUGCCGACAAUGAUUGGCACUCCAUCAUGCAUGAGCUAGGUAUGAUAGCGAAGUGCAAGCAGCUGGAUCGCAUCAUGAGGGAAAAGUUGAAACGAGACAAACGACAGCUAGGGGACCGGUUCCCGGCAGUCAGUACGGUACGUACCAAUUUGAGUCGGUUUUGUAAAUAUUUAGAAACGGAAUUGAAAAACUUCAAACCAAACAUGGAAUCGUAACCGUGCUUGGAAGUGUUAGUGCAGAUCAAGUUCAAGUCAAGUUCAAGUCAAGUUCAUGUCAAGUCAGGUCAAUACAAUCUAUUAAAGCCAAUACAAACAAAGUUUGCAAGUACUGUUGAAUUAACGUUCUAAAUGCAUUAAACUUUGUUUUCAAUCAUGUGCCGUUUGGUUCGCUUAAAUCAUUCAUAUUUGAUUAUAAAUGCAUCUACAAUAAAAAUUGUAAUGCAUCUACAAUAAAAAUUGUAGUGCAAUCAGAUUAUUUUUCAAAAUUUA
This is a messenger RNA of Anopheles merus, 2333 nucleotides long. RefSeq names its product HEAT repeat-containing protein 3. Bases 90 to 2060 code for a protein of 656 amino acids. Lineage: Eukaryota; Metazoa; Arthropoda; Insecta; Diptera; Culicidae. The transcript is spliced from 2 exons. Gene Ontology annotation, biological process: ribosomal large subunit biogenesis; protein import into nucleus. The record is from RefSeq and is a predicted model, not a curated record.